ACUCCACAGGUUUUCUUUACUACUCUUCACGUCUCACCACCGUAACUCUUCUUUUCUACAGACAUGGGGACUUGGGAUGACUAUAUGGCUUAUAGAAAAAUGAUGGACCAAAACCUAUUGGGAUCUAGUUCUCAACAGAUGAGUGACUCCCCUACAGAUGCUGGAGAACCGUCUAGAGUACCAGAGACGCCUACAAAUGGACAAGGCUCAACGGAUCCAGCAGAAUUAGGCAUUACUAAGGCUGUGAAAAAAAUUGUGGAGAGCGAUUUCAAAGAAGUGGCUCCUAAUUGGUCAACACUCUCAAGCGAUACCAAGUUACGUUGGUUCAAAGCAUUUGCGCAAAAGUAUAAUUGGCGUUAUGAGAUAACAACACUUGUUCAACAUGAGUUUGAGACUUUGUGUGCAUCUCGUUUGCUGGGAUAUGUCCAUGAAUGGAAAAAGGCAUGGAAGCAAGACAAGGGGAAGCCCCAAUGGAUGCUGAACUCUGUUUGGAUUGGUCUUAUUGCUUUCUGGGAAAACGAGAAAAGCAUCAAGAGAAGCAAAACCAACUCCAAAAAUAAGAAGAGCGAUCGUGGUGGCUUAGGGAUAGCUAAGCACACAUGUGGGUCAAUGCCAUAUGUCCGGAGAAGAGAAGAGAUGCGUGAUAAGGUGACAGGAGAGCUCCCAGAUAUGGUUACUUUUAUGGAAGCAACCCAUAAGAGAAAGUCUGAUGGUGUAUUUGUGUGCAAAAAAGCUGAGUUGAUCGCCAAAAAAUGUCGAAACAUGGAGCACCAAAUUCUCAGUCAAAGAGACAAUGACGAUGGUGACACUUUGGACACUAACCAUCUUACACAAGAAGAAAUUGAUGCCAUUUACCAAGGGGAAGUUCAAGUGAAGAAAGGGAAGAAAUUUGGCUAUGGUUCAAUUCCGGUAGCUGAUCCUAGUGUUGAUGCAUCUCCAAAUUAUGAAGAAAUGUAUCUUGAGACUCAAGAAAAGCUCCAGAAAUCGGACCAAGUGAUUGAGGGAAUGCUGCUGAAGUUUAAAGAUGUUGAUUUUUGGAUUACUAUGAUGCAGAACAAGUUUCCAAAUGAAGUUCCACCUUCCAUGAUAACAACAAUGAACACCAAUGGUGGUCUUUGAAUUCAAUUAGUAAUUUGGUUUCAUUAAGAGUUUAAGCAUUUAGGAUUGUUUUUCAAUAUUAUGUUUGGAUGUUUAAGUGUUUUGAGAU
This is a messenger RNA of Arabidopsis arenosa, 1207 nucleotides long. Lineage: Eukaryota; Viridiplantae; Streptophyta; Magnoliopsida; Brassicales; Brassicaceae. The record is from the annotation of a GenBank genome assembly.